AAUUGCGGACGAUAAUUUCGUUGGAAUUGUUUCGUCGAAACGAAGAUGCGAAAGAAAAUUUAAAAACCAACAAAAAAAACCAGAGUAAAUAAAUGAUACUUGGAAUCGGAGUACCGAUUAACACAUUAAACCUUUUUUCACAAAAAAAAAUUGGUGAAGUGAUACCUGCGUAUAGUGUAAUUACAAAAGGUGCACUAAAGUGCGUAACGUGAAAUUAACUAUUUACUUAUGAUUUUAACACAAUUAAAUUUAAAUAAUCAAUUUAACACUAUCCUCCAACAAUUUACCUGCAUACACACACACACACUUCCAGUUAAAAUACUUUUAAAUACAUAACUGGACAGUCUACCUAUCUAUGUUUUGUGGUGUAUAAACGUUUUAACGAUGCGGUCCAAAACUAAGACAUCAGUUAACAAUGAAUUAUCGAUGAGAAAACACUCGUAAACCAAUUGCUCUUGUAGUUUGUGUAGUGUCAUUGAAUGUGAAAUUAUAAUUGUGCAAUAAUUUGCAAAAACUAACAUUUUAAAGCAGUUAAAUAAAGUGUUUUGAACAUUGAAAUUCAUGAAAAAAUAACAAGAAAAUCAAGAGAGAAAAAUGUCAAAGUGGACACGAUUAGAAAGUCCAAAUUUUAGUGAUAAUGAAGAUACAUACGAAACUGAAACCGAAAAUAUGUGCGCCGAUGAACCAAUCAAUUUGAAACAAGUGAAUUAUGAUCAAAAUCAUAGCCAAGAAGAUGCCUCAAGUGAUUGGGAAACAACAAAAUCAAUGAAGACAAAAGCAUUUCGAAUAAAAGACAUUUUAGGUUUGGACGAUAACGAAAAAAUGUCAACAAUGCCAACAACACAUUUGGAUGGUACAUUGAACAAAUCCACGAUCACAUCGUCAUCAAACACAACAACAUCAUCAAGUGUUUUAAAGUAUUUGAAUACACAAAGUGUGUACGAUCAUAUGCCAUGUGCAAACAUUUUAAAUGCAACAACGAUGUUACCAUGUAAUUCAUUCAAUAACAAAAAUCCUUCGGCAUUGCUGUCAUCGUCAACAUCAUCAACGCCAUCACCAAAUGCUUAUACAAACUUUAUGUACGCUAAUUGGAUCGAUCUACAUGCUAAAAUGCCUGAUCAAACAAAAUAUUUGUUUUGUUUACAAGGUCCAAAACUAUUGGGAAAACGAUCGCGUAAGCCGGGCAUUGAUCGAAAACCGCGACAAGCGUACAGUGUAAAACAGUUGGAAAAACUUGAAAAUGAAUUCAAACAAGAUAAAUAUCUGAGUGUGAGCAAACGCAUGGAAUUAUCGAAAACGCUAAAUUUGACAGAGGUGCAAAUAAAAACCUGGUUUCAGAAUCGUCGAACCAAAUGGAAAAAACAGUUGACAUCACGAUUGAAAAUUGCACAGCGGCAGGGAAUCUAUGCGACUGGUUUUCAAAAUGUAACAGCAAUGGGACCAUCAUCGAUAGCACCAUUUCCAUUAUUUGGUACAUAUCCCGGCAUGUGCAUGCUAACCACCACACAUAAUUCACAUGCCAUGGUUAGCUCAACGACAGAUUUAUUACCAACAACAAAGCCAAAUACAAUAUCGGAAUCAUCUGCUUUACACUAAUUCAUUUACCAUUUAUUGAUUGGUGAUGUGUUUGAUUUUUGGCCCAUUUUUCAUUCAAACAUUUUUUGGCUCAAUUUUUUUCGAACCGAAAAAAAAAAAUCAUAUACAUAUCAUACAUUUAGGCAUAUUGAAAACACAACAAAAAAAUAAUAAUAAUAAAGGAAAAUAAAGAACAUCGUGAUCUUUGUCAUUUAAACAAUGUCAUUUGCAAUUUUAAUAACGUUUCGUCUUGCACUCUCAUUAAAGCCAUUAAGAUACAAAUCAUUAAUACUUAUAACAAACUAGUUAAUUUUUGAGCUUAUGUUAUUCUUUCAUUCCAUUUCUUUCCACCUUUUUUUUCAUAAUUCUCAACAAUUUUUUCAUUUGAUUGUUUUCAUUUCUUCGGGUGCUUCUCCGCGCCUGCUUGAAGUGUCCAUUUUUUUCUUUCAACUUUAAAAACUAUUUAUUAAGGCAUGCUCUAAUUCACAGAUUUUGUUCAAUAUACACGUGCAUAAUAUAGUAAUUUUCAGUGUAUUUUUUUCGCUAUCUCUUACAUGUUUGAGUGUUCCGCAACGCAGGUACCUAUCG
Messenger RNA from Contarinia nasturtii (swede midge), 2163 nucleotides. RefSeq names its product homeobox protein ceh-30. The record is from RefSeq and is a predicted model, not a curated record. Gene Ontology annotation, biological process: regulation of DNA-templated transcription. NCBI's taxonomy places the organism in Eukaryota, Metazoa, Arthropoda, Insecta, Diptera, Cecidomyiidae. The transcript has 3 exons. Gene Ontology annotation, molecular function: DNA-binding transcription factor activity, RNA polymerase II-specific; DNA binding. The coding region runs from base 595 to 1596 and encodes 333 amino acids.